AGUCUACAUACAGAGUUGGGUGGGGUAGAGAGUAGGGGGCGGUAGUCGGGGGUGGUGGGAGAAGGAGGAGGCGGCGAAUCACUUAUAAAUGGCGCCCAAGCAGGACCCUAAGCCGAAAUUCCAGGAGGGCGAGCGAGUGCUGUGCUUUCAUGGGCCUCUUCUCUAUGAAGCAAAGUGUGUAAAGGUUGCCAUAAAGGACAAACAAGUGAAAUACUUCAUCCAUUACAGUGGCUGGAAUAAAAAUUGGGAUGAAUGGGUGCCAGAAAGCAGAGUACUCAAAUACGUGGACACCAAUUUGCAGAAACAGCGAGAACUUCAAAAGGCCAAUCAGGAACAAUAUGCAGAGGGCAAGAUGAGAGGGGCUGCUCCGGGGAAGAAGACAUCCGGCCUGCAACAGAAAAAUGUCGAAGUGAAAACAAAAAAGAACAAGCAGAAAACACCUGGAAAUGGAGAUGGUGGCAGUACCAGUGAGACACCUCAGCCUCCUAGGAAGAAGAGAGCCCGGGUAGAUCCUACCGUUGAAAAUGAAGAAACCUUCAUGAACAGAGUUGAAGUUAAAGUGAAGAUCCCUGAAGAGCUGAAACCCUGGCUUGUGGAUGACUGGGACUUGAUCACCAGACAAAAGCAGCUUUUUUAUCUUCCUGCCAAGAAGAAUGUGGAUUCCAUUUUGGAGGAUUAUGCAAAUUAUAAGAAGUCUCGAGGAAAUACAGAUAAUAAAGAGUAUGCUGUUAAUGAGGUGGUGGCAGGCAUAAAGGAGUACUUCAAUGUCAUGUUGGGCACUCAGCUUCUCUACAAGUUUGAGAGACCACAGUACGCUGAAAUCCUCACCGACCACCCGGAUGCGCCCAUGUCCCAGGUGUACGGAGCGCCACAUUUGCUGAGAUUAUUUGUGCGAAUUGGAGCGAUGUUGGCCUACACGCCUCUAGAUGAGAAAAGCCUUGCUUUAUUACUGAACUAUCUACAUGAUUUUCUCAAGUACCUGGCGAAGAAUUCUGCAACCUUGUUCAGUGCCAGUGAUUAUGAAGUGGCCCCUCCUGAGUACCAUCGGAAAGCCGUGUGAGGGCGUGCUCGCCCUCUCUCCCUCGUGCUUGGAUCUCUGUAAACAGUUUGGUUCUUAGUCCUUCUCUUGUACAAAUGAUGUACUUUGAAGACCGUUAGUGUAUAACAGAGUUGUUUGUUUCCUCUUUGAUUUUAAACAGAGAAAAUAAAAGGAGUAACUGCUCCUUUUUUCUUCCUUUUUUCAUUUCAAAGUUUCUACCAGUGUAUCAGUGACGGACAACAGAGAGACAUGCUGUAGAGUGUUUGCCUAGUUGACAAAGCUGCUUUUGAAUGCUGGUGGUUCUGUUCCUUUGACACUACGCACUUUUAUAAUAUGUGUUAAUGCUCUAUGACAAAUGCUCUGAUUCCUAGUGCCAAAGGUUCACUUCAGUGUAUAUAACUGAACACUCAUCCAUCUGUGCUCUUUUUUUUUUUUUUUAAUGGUGCUUAAAGAGCCCAUCCUUUGCAAGUCAUCCAUGUCAUUCCUUAGGCAUCUUAUCUUUGCUCAACUGUUAAAGAAUGGUGGCUUGUUUUCAUGGGUUUUGUAUUUGUGUCUAAUGCACGUUUUAACAUGAUAGACGCAAUGCAUCGUGUAGCUGCAGUUUUAUGGAAAAGUCAAUCUUGUAGGAGUUGUUUUUCAGAUCUUCAAUAAAUUUUUUCUUUAAAUUUCAA
Messenger RNA from Mus musculus (house mouse), 1710 nucleotides. RefSeq names its product mortality factor 4 like 1B (gene Morf4l1b). The transcript has a single exon. NCBI's taxonomy places the organism in Eukaryota, Metazoa, Chordata, Mammalia, Rodentia, Muridae. The coding region runs from base 89 to 1060 and encodes 323 amino acids. The record is from RefSeq and is marked provisional.